GCGGCGCGGGGGCGCUGCCCGGCCGUGCCCGCCGCUUUCCCCGGAGCGCGGCCAUGGCGGGCGCGGCGCGGAGCGGGGGCAGCGCCGUGUGCCGCUCCCGGGACCCCGCCGUGUACCGCUCCCGGGACCCCAUCCGCAACCUGCGCCUACGGGUCCGCAUCAAGCGGGUUUCGCCGGCCGGGCCUCUCCUGCCGCGGGCGCCGCCGCUCGCCGAGCCCCCGGGCCGGGCCGACGGUGCGGAAGCGCUGCCGCUGCGGGUUACCGCGGGCAACCAAAGAGCCCCGGAGGACGAGGAGGAGGUGGCCGAGGUGGGGUGGCAGGAGAAGCUCUUCAGCCAGUUUGAGGUGGAUCUAUACCUGAAUGAGUCAGCCUGCCAGACUCCCCUGGACUGGCAGUACCGUGAGGAGAUCCAGAAACUGGAGAAGGCUGGAGGUCGGAAGAACUGUCGCAUCUUCACCUACACUGACCACGACCGAUUCACCAACCUGGAGGAGCUCUGCCAGAAGGUGACUGACUUGGAUCAUGAAGUGCCAUCCUAUCUGGUCGAGAGGAUGGCCAAUGUGAGGAGGAGAAGACAGGACCGUAGGCCUGUAGAAGCAAGUACCCUGAAGUCAAAAAUCAUCACCUGGGAGCCUUCAGAAGAAUUUAUAAAGAACAAUCAUGUAAUUAACACACCUGUCCAGACCAUGUACAUCAUGGGGGACUUGGGACCUUAUGGGAAGCUUGGUCGCAGGGAGUAUGAGAAUGUGCUUUGCACAAUCAAGGUGGAUGGCAAUGGGGUGAUCACAGUGAAGCCUGACUUCACUGGCACCAAAGGAGCCUACCGGAUCGAGCUGGAUGGAGAGAAGCGAGAGGUGUGGGAAUACACUAUUGAGAAUGCAUCUGCACAGGUGCAGCCAGAGGAGGAGGAGCGUGAGCAGCGUGUGUUCAGAGAUCUGUACGGGCGGCACAAGGAUUACCUCAGUGGGCUCGUGGGCACAGACUUUGAAAUGCCGCUUCCUGGUACUCUGAGACUUUUCGUGAAUGGAGAAAUAGUUUCAGCUCAAGGCUAUGAAUAUGACAACCUUUAUGUGCAUUUCUUCCUGGAGCUGCCUAACCAGUGGUCAAGCCCCCCGUUCCAGCAGCUCUCAGGAGUGACUCAGACCUGUGCCACCAAGACAGUGGGCUGGGGUAAUGUGGCAUACUUCUGCUACCCCUUCACUGUGGAGAUGUUCUACACCCAAGAAGAUGAAGACAGUCUCCCUGAGUGGCCUGUUCUCUACUUUGAGGUCCUGUCCCUGGAUUUCUGGCAGAGGUAUCGUGUGGAAGGAUAUGGGUCCUUGGUGCUGCCAGCAUAUCCAGGUGUCCACACGCUCACCAUCCCCACCUGGCGUCCUGUGGAGCUGGGAACUGUUGCUGAAAUGAGGAGGUUUUUCAUUGGGGGAUCUCCUGAGCUGGAGGACUUAACCUACAUCCGGAUCCCAUCGACCUUCAAGGGAAAGCGCUUGAGCCGCUUUGGUUUCCGGACAGAGACCACAGGGAGCGUCACGUUCCGGCUCUGCUGCUUGCAGCAGUCCAAAGCCUUUCUGGAGAGCAGUGCCCUGAGGCAGCGCAUGCAAAGUGUCCUGGACCGACUGGGAGGCUUCAGCCAGCAGAGCUCUGUCUACAAUGUUUUGGAGGCUUUCCAGCGGGCGCGGCGCCGGAUGCAGGAAGCUCGGGAGAGUCUUCCCCAGGACCUCAUCAACACUUCUGCCUCUGCUGUGCCCCAGCCACUGCAGCCCUGAGUGUCACCUCUGCUGCUCGGAGCCCCUGGCGUCCUCCCUCCAGCACAAGCUCCCACCCCUCAGCAGGAGUCCCAGUGCUGGCACCUGGGACCUUCAGAAGCCCUUCCUUGGUUGUUUUCCUUGGAUGGGGAAGGGAGCUUGUAGCACCUCCAGACCCAGGAUUUGCAUUUCCACAAGUAUCUGUGGAAGGAACUCUGUUUUUCAAGGCUGUUUCUUACCAGGCUCUAGCAAUACAGCAAAUUUUUCUCAUUUCUUCUGAAAUACUGACAUGGAACCUGUGAACCCUGUAAUACCUUUUCAGGGAUUGAAAAGGAAAUAAUGAGAAAAAUCAACCUGACUUGGUAAAUUUAGUUUUCUUCUUAGAGAAGAGGAUGAUGUUGAAGGUCAAGGAAUGGAUGCUGUUUCAGAUUAAUGGAAUAAGUAGUAACUUCUUGAGAAAUGCUGAUAAUUGUUGUUAGCUGAUAAUUGUUGUGUACAGGGCAAUCAGUAGUAAAAUUAAUCCAUCCACCUCUA
Molecule: messenger RNA, 2276 nt
Organism: Prinia subflava (tawny-flanked prinia)
Lineage: Eukaryota; Metazoa; Chordata; Aves; Passeriformes; Cisticolidae
Gene: MKS1
Product: MKS transition zone complex subunit 1
Exons: 17
Coding region: 54-1763 (569 amino acids)
Biological process (GO): cilium assembly
Cellular component (GO): MKS complex
Source: RefSeq, a predicted model, not a curated record